Molecule: messenger RNA, 6143 nt
Organism: Trichosurus vulpecula (common brushtail)
Lineage: Eukaryota; Metazoa; Chordata; Mammalia; Diprotodontia; Phalangeridae
Gene: PDCD11
Product: programmed cell death 11
Exons: 36
Coding region: 139-5745 (1868 amino acids)
Biological process (GO): rRNA processing
Cellular component (GO): small-subunit processome; nucleus; nucleolus
Molecular function (GO): RNA binding; protein binding
Source: RefSeq, a predicted model, not a curated record
GAUUUACUUCCGGGACUGCUUUGGCGUCGGUGAUCCACGUGGGUCCGAGCUGAUAAGCCGUAGCUCGGGAGACUUUCUCCCGCGGCUUCCACUUCCCAAUCCGACCGUCUGACGGCGGCUCCCGGGACAGAAAUUGACAUGGCAUCCCAGGAGGACAGCUUCCCUCGAGGGGGUUUGAAAAAGAAGGCGCACCCAGAGAAAGCUCCCCAGCAGCCAAUUGAACACGAUAACUUAUUUGAUAUUCCUACUGAGGAAGGAUCCCGAAAAAGAAAAAGGAGCCAAGAACAAGCUGCUAAAAAUAAAAGGCCAAAAGCAGAAAAAAAACAGCCCAGCAAACCUGAAACAGAGCAGUAUGGGAUACUCAGCAUUGAGGCUCUAAGUGAAGGGAUGCGGCUCCUGGGCUGUGUGAAGGAGGUAAAUAAUCUGGAGCUUGUGGUCAGUCUGCCUAAUGGUCUCUGGGGAUACGUGCAAGCGAGCAAUAUCUGUGAUGCCUAUACCAAGAAACUGAAUGAACAGGUGGAUCAGGAGGAGCCCUUGGAGGAGCUGGCUCCCUUGUCCAAGUUAUUCCAGCCGGGGAUGCUGGUACGCUGUGUUGUCAGCAGCCUCAAUUCUGCCUCGAAGAAAAAGAGUAUCAGACUGUCCCUGAACCCCAAAGAUGUCAACGCAGUGCUCAGCCCUGGGGCCUUGAAGCCAGGCAUGUUGCUCACAGGCACAGUGCACAGCGUGGAAGACCAUGGUUACCUGGUGGAUAUCGGUGUGGGAGGGACUAAAGCCUUCCUGCCUUGGCAGAAAGAUCAGGAGUACAUCAAACAGAAAAGCAAAGGUACUAAAAUGCACGUGGGCCAGUAUCUGAACUGCCUCAUUAAAGAAGUGAAAGGCAAUGGGGAGAGUGUCCAUCUGUCCACUAUACAGUCAGAGGUUUCGGCGGCCAUUGCUACAGAAAAGCAGAACUGGACGCUGGAUAACUUGUUACCAGGGCUGGUGGUUAAAGCUCAAGUGCAGAAGGUGACCCCUCAUGGUCUCACCCUGAGCUUCUUCAACUCCUUCACUGGACUGGUUGACUUUAUGCACCUGGAUUCCAAAAAGACAGGCCAUUACUUCCAAACCCAAAUGGUGAGGGCCUGUAUCCUCUCAGUUCAUCCACGUACCAAGUCUGUGCGACUAACAUUGCACUCUUCCUUCCUGCAAGCUGGCCGUCCCAUCACUCGUCUCUGCCACCACCUCAUUGGAGCCGUAUUGAAUGAUGUUCCUGUCCAGGGCUUCUUUGCAAAGGCUGGUGCCACCUUCAGGCUGAAGGAUGGGUCUCUGGCCUAUGCCAGGAUCAUGCACCUCUCCCAGACUGAGAAGUCCUUUAAGCCAGAGAAUUUCAAGCCUGGAAAUAUGCACAAGUGUCGGGUUAUUGAUUUCAGCCCAAUGGAUAAUCUGGCGUUGUUGUCUCUGAAAACGAGCAUCAUCACAGCUCCGUUCCUGAGAUAUCAUGACCUCCAGCCAGGGCAGAUAGUCAAGGGCAAAGUGUUUGCACUAAGAUCCUAUGGGAUGAUUGUGAAGGUGACCGAGCAAAUCAAAGGACUUGUGCCCACUUUGCAUUUGGCUGAUGUCCAGAUCCGGCAUCCUGAAAAGAAGUAUCAUGUCAAAGAUGAGGUCAAGUGCCGGGUUCUGAUAUGUGACCCCGAGAACAAGAAACUGCUAAUGACCUUGAAGAAGACCCUGGUGGAAUCGAGCCUCCCGGCUCUCACAAGCUACAGGGAAGCCAAGCCCGAGCUACAGACACAUGGUUUCAUCAGCAGCAUCAAGGACUUCGGUUGUAUUGUCAAGUUCUACAAUGAUGUGAGGGGACUGGUACAGCGGAAGGAGCUGGGUGCCCAGCCCAUCUCAGCCCCCGAGGAAGCCUUCUACGUGGGACAGGUAGUGAAGGUCACAGUGUUGAAAAGUGAGCCGGAGCAGGAGAGGAUGCUCUUGUCCUUCAAGCUAUCCAAUGACAAAAAGAUGGAAGGCCCAGCCCAGAGUCAGAAGAAAGCUACAGUCCAGAUUGGGCAGUUAGUAGAUGUGAAGGUGAAGAAGAAGACUGAGAAAGGAUUAGAGGUGUCCAUCCUACCCAACAACAUCCAUGCCUUGCUUCCUGCAACACAUCUGUCAGACAAUGUCACCAACAGUCAGCUCCUCUGCUACUGGCUCCAGGAAGGUGACAUCCUCCACAAGGUCUUGUGUUUGAGCCACAGUGAUGGUCAUAUUGUCCUGUGCAGGAAACCCGCCCUGAUCUCUGCUGUGGAGAGUGGCCAGGAUCCCAAGGUCUUUUCUGAAUUCCAGCCUGGGAUGCUGCUUACUGGUUUUGUGAAAAGUGUCAAGGCCUAUGGUGUCUUUGUCCAGUUCCCAUCGGGCCUCACUGGAUUGGCUCCCAAGUCAGUCUUGAGUGACAAGUUUGUAACCACAGUCAGUGACCACUUUGUUGAGGGACAGACAGUGGUCGCAAUGGUGACCAACGUGGAUGAGGAGAAAGAGCGGAUGCUGCUCUCCCUGCGUCUGUCGGAUGUCAGCCAGGAGGACACGGCUGUUAGCUCCCUCACCCUCCUAAGCCAGUGCUUGGAGGAGCUGCAAGGUGUUCGAAGCCUCAUGAGCAGCCGAGACUCUGUGUUGACUCAGACACUGGCUGAGAUGACCCCAGGGCUGCUUGUGGAUCUGGUGGUGCACGACAUGGCAAGUGAUGGCUCUCUGAUGUUCAGCAAUGGCUCAGUGCCUGGCCUAGUAGUGAGGGCCAGCAGAUAUCACCAGGGAGGGAAAGCGCUGGAUCCUGGGCAAAGAACAAAAGCUGUCGUCCUUCACGUUGAUACGCUGAAGUCAGAGGUUCAUGUUUCCCUUCGCCAGGAGCUGGUGAACAGAAAAGCCAAGCAGCUGAAGAAAGACACUGAGCACCGAGCAGUUAUAGAGCAUUUGGAAAAGACAUUUGCCGUAGCCUCCUUGGUGGAGACUGGCCAGCUGGUGGCUUUCCCGGUGGCCUCUCACCUCAAUGACACCUUCCGCUUUGACUCAGAGAAGCUGCAGGUUGGUCAGAGGGUCUCUUUGAUCAUCAAGAGUACAAAGCCCAGUGACAUUGGCCUCUUCUUAGCCGUUGAGAGUUCAGUCAAGAAGAGGACUCCAGUUCUGCCCUCGGUGGCUCCUGAGCCUGUGGGGGAAGAAUCAGAAGUGAUGAGCAAGCUGCUGGAGAAACCCACCCUGCCCAUUGGGGAGGUGGUCACUGGAACUGUGAAGUCUGUCAAGGCCACCCAUGUCGUCGUGACCCUUGAGAAUGGCCUUAUUGGCUGUAUCCAUGCCUCCCAGAUUCUGGAUGAUGUGCCCCUUGGCACCCAGCCUACUGCCAAGCUGAAAGUUGGAAAGUCAGUCACUGCUCGAGUGAUUGGCCAGAGAACUUUGUUAACUCACAGGUCCCUCCCAAUCAGCCAUCCAUCAAGUUCGCAGACUGUGUCUGAGCUGAGUAUUCGACCAAGUGAGCUGGAGAAAGACGUCAGUAAUGACCCCAGCACUCAGUCCUCUAGCCCCACAGAGAAGCUCAAACAGUACCCUCCUGGCCAGACGGUGAUCUGUUUUAUGAGAAAGUUCAACGUGAUCAGAAAAUGGCUUGAGGUGGAGAUAACUUCUGAUGUCCGGGGAAGAAUCCCUCAGCUGUUGACCUCUCUCAGUUUCAAGGUUCUGAAGCGUCCGGAGAAGAGAUUCAAGAUCGGCCAAGCCUUGAGUGCUACUGUGGUCGGCUCAGAAUCCCCGAAGGGCUUCCUCACCUUGUCUCUCGUAGGUCCUCACAAAUUGGAAGAAGGAGAAGUAGCCAUGGGCCGCGUGGUGAAGGUCAUCCCCAAAGAGGGACUGCAAGUCCUCUUCCCAUUUGGGAAAGUUGGGAAAGUUAGCAUCUUUCACCUGAGCGACUCUUAUCUGGAGGCGCCCCUGGAAGGCUUCCACCCUGAGAAAAUGGUCAGGUGUUGUGUGCUAUCCAACAAAGACCCCGUACUGACCCUGUCACUACGACAGUCCAGAACAAACCCCAGAAUGAAAAGCAAAAUAGAAGACCCUGAAGUGAACUCUAUCAAGGACAUUAAAGAAGGACAGCGCCUACGGGGCUAUGUGGAAGCCAUCAAGAAGCUGGGAGUGUACUUUCGCAUUGGCCCGACACUUGUGGGUCGGGUCAAGUACCGUCAUGUUACCAAGUACUUCCUGUCUGACAGAACUUUGUACCAAACUUACCUUCCAGAAGGAAAGCUUCUUUCAGCCAAGGUCUUGAGGGUGAACCGGCAGCAGAACCUGGUGUAUCUGUCCUUCCUCCCCAAAGACACUGGGGAGCCAGAUGUAUUUCCUGAGUCUUUGGGUCUGCCACUGCGGGACCAGGGGAAGGAGAUGCUCAGCGGUCAGCCUAAGAAGAAGCGGAAAUUGGAGGAAGGAGAUCAUGGUGACUCCAAGACAAAGCAGAAGAAGCAGAAGCAGCAAGAGUCAAAGACGAAACUGAAGGAGGAAGAGGGCAGUGAGCCCAAUGUCAAACCAGGAGAAAAGUCAGCAAAUAAAGGGAAGCGGAAGAUGCCAGAGUUGGAAAGAGAACAGGAGAAAUCGAACAAGAAGAAAAAGCAAAACUUCCCACCUGAAGAAGAUGAUAGUGGAGUUGAAGUUAAUUAUAAGGAGGAGAAAAAGAAGAGACUUAAGCAGCCCAAGAAGGAGCAGCCCAAGCCAAAGGAAGUCCCCAGGCUGCAGCUGUCUUCGGGCUUUGCAUGGGACGUGAGUCUGGACAUGCUUACCCCUGCCAUGCCUCCCCAAGAGGAGAGUUCGGACAGCGAAGAAGAGGAAGCAAGCCAAGCCACGCUGAAGAAGAAAAGCAAAAAGGACAAGGAGCUGGAGAAACAGCAGGCAGAGAAGGAGCUGUCACGCAUCGAGGCAGCCCUGAUGGACCCCAGUUGGCAGCCUGAGACCGCGGAUGACUUUGAUCGGCUGGUUCUGAGCUCCCCCAACAGCUCCAUUCUGUGGCUGCAGUACAUGGCCUUCCACCUGCACGCCACAGAGAUCGAGAAAGCCCGGGCAGUGGCGGAGAGAGCUCUUAAGUCCAUCUCCUUCAGAGAAGAGCAGGAGAAGCUAAAUGUGUGGGUGGCCUUGAUGAACCUGGAGAACAUGUAUGGCUCCAAAGAGACUCUGACCAAGGUCUUUGAGCGGGCAGUGCAGUACUGUGAGCCCUUGAAGGUCUUCCUCCAGCUGGCUAACAUCUACACCAAGUCAGAGAAGUACCAGGCAGCUGAAGAGCUCUAUGGUCGGAUGCUGAAACGUUUCCGACAAGAGAAGACUGUGUGGAUCAAAUAUGGUGCCUUCCUUCUUCAGAGGGGGCAGGCUGACGCCAGUCACCGCCUGCUGCAGCGGGCCUUCAGUUGUCUGCCACAGAAAGAACAUGUGGAUGUCAUCUCCAAAUUUGCCCAGCUGGAGUUCCACCUGGGGGAUGCAGAACGAGCCAAGGCCAUGUUUGAGAGCACCCUGAGCAGCUACCCCAAGCGCACAGAUGUCUGGUCCGUCUACGUUGACAUGGUCAUCAAGCACGGGAGCCAGAAGGAAGUCCGGGACAUCUUUGAGCGAGUGGUGCACUUGAGUCUGGCCCCCAAGCGGAUGAAAUUCUUCUUCAAACGCUACCUGGACUAUGAGAAACAACACGGCACAGCCGAGACGGUGCAGGCUGUCAAGGAGAAGGCCUUAAGCUAUGUGGAGGCCAGGAGCACCCUUACUGAGAGCUAGUUAUUGACUCUGGGGCCCAGCUGGGCCAUACCAGCAUCCUCCCAGUGAUCACUCCAGGAGACUGGACAUGAGAUGUAUUUUUUUAAAAACCAUAAUGGGGGGGGAGCUGGUGUGAGGGGCUUUAUUUAAGUGUUGUUUGUAGUGAUACAGGGUAGCCCUGUAAAAGCCAGGAGUGAUGCCCGUCUGUGUGUAGGGGUGUGUGUGUGUGUGUGUGUGUGUGUGUGUGUGUGUGUGUGUAGCUAGGUGUGUGAGUGUUUGAGUGUGCAGAAGUAUGUAUGUCAGGCAUGGUCAAUGUGUCUCAUAAUUUCUCUGAACUUUUUUUUCUUUUUUGUUACAAGGGAUGGUUGGGUGGGAGGGGGGAUAUAUUGUGAAAUAAAGAUGAUAUAAAAGCAAGAGUU